CUCCUCGGCACCUGCCUGCCCGUUCCAAAGCAACCUCCCCCCAUUUGCCUCGAUCAGUAUCUCUCUUUACUACCAUCACCGGCGCUUCGAUCAUCUAAACUCCUCCUGUUGCCUAGCUCCGUCCAUUUGCCUCGCUCCUCGCGCGCACACGAGCCUUUUGCAGACACCCACGGGCACGCUUUGCGCGAGCAUUGUGCCGAGCCGGCACCGGCAGGAUGUCGAGCCGGCGGUCGCGGUCGAGGGCGUCCUCCGGCAGCGCGUCGCGGAUCAGCGACCUGGUCGCCAAGCUGCAGGCGCUCCUACCCGAGGCCCGCCUCCGGAGCAACGACAGGGUGCCGUCGGCGAGGGUGCUGCAGGAGACGUGCAGCUACAUCCGGAGCCUGCACCGGGAGGUCGACGACCUCAGCGACCGCCUCUCCGAGCUGCUCGCCACCGCCGAUGUCAGCACCGCGCAGGCCGCCGUCAUCCGCAGCCUCCUCAUGUAGCCGCCGGCGGCAAUCAGAAUUCAGACCAUCCGAUCCGGCAGCUAGCCAUCGGAAGUUAAUUUGUAGCUUAUAUUAGUAGGGACAGAAAGAGAGAAUGUUUUUGGUUAAUUAAGAUCACCGGCUACGUACACGUUAAUAAGUCUUUUUUUACUAGAGUCAGUUAAAUAAUUGAAUUUACUACCCACUACUAGUUUCUAUAUAUAUGUAACCUGGACCAUCAGGCUUUUUGCCGUGAAAUUUUGCGAGUGCCAUUUUUCCUGUGCCAGAUGGAUCCACUGA
Molecule: messenger RNA, 764 nt
Organism: Panicum virgatum (switchgrass)
Lineage: Eukaryota; Viridiplantae; Streptophyta; Magnoliopsida; Poales; Poaceae
Product: transcription factor ILI7-like
Exons: 2
Coding region: 216-485 (89 amino acids)
Biological process (GO): regulation of DNA-templated transcription; regulation of growth
Molecular function (GO): protein dimerization activity
Source: RefSeq, a predicted model, not a curated record